This is a messenger RNA of Olea europaea var. sylvestris, 501 nucleotides long. RefSeq lists its product as uncharacterized. The transcript has a single exon. The record is from RefSeq and is a predicted model, not a curated record. The coding region runs from base 1 to 501 and encodes 166 amino acids. NCBI's taxonomy places the organism in Eukaryota, Viridiplantae, Streptophyta, Magnoliopsida, Lamiales, Oleaceae.
AUGGAGCAACAAUAUAAGAAGUUCCUUGAAACCUUUAAAAAGCUCCACAUCAACAUCCCAUUCACCGAUAUACUACUCCAAAUGCCCAGCUAUGCCAAGUUCCUGAAGGACAUCUUAACAAAUAAACGCAAGCUAAAGGAACAUGAAACAGUGAUGUUAACUGAAGAGAGCAGUGCCAGGAUCCAGAAAAAGCUCCCACCAAAAUUGAAAGAUCCAUGGAGUUUUACUGUCCCUUGCACAAUUGGUGAUUUAUAUUUUAAUAAAGCAUUGUGUGAUCUUAGUGCGAGUAUUAACUUGAUGCCACUCUCUAUUUUCAGGAAACUAGGAUUGGGAGAACUUAAAGCAACUACAGUAACUCUACAGCUGGCUGAUCAAUCACUUAUACAUCCACGAUGGAUUAUUGAAGAUGUAUUAAUCAAAGUGGAUAAACUUAUAUUCCCAGCAGAUUUCUUAAUUCUGGACAUGGAAGAAGACAAGGACGUGCCUAUCAUAUUGGGGUGA